AUGCCCUACGCAAAAGUGGUUCGUUUUGGAUCUCUAUUCUUGUCAGUGACUACAAUUUGCUUAGUCCUCCUCAAGGUAGCAUCGCGUGACACAACUGUUAAGAUAACUUAUCCAUCCCAUUGCAUUCUACAUGCCUGUGUUCGCCGAUUGGAAGACCAACUCGCCCAACUUAAAAAGCUGGCAGUAUUUGAGCACUGGGAACUACGAAGUUCCGCGUUAUGUGAAGGAGGGAUUUUGGAUACCGGACGGCUUCAAACAAUUCUGUGUUCCCGAGGCUACAUCACUUUCAUACGCUGA
This is a messenger RNA of Dicrocoelium dendriticum, 297 nucleotides long. NCBI's taxonomy places the organism in Eukaryota, Metazoa, Platyhelminthes, Trematoda, Plagiorchiida, Dicrocoeliidae. The record is from the annotation of a GenBank genome assembly.